Molecule: messenger RNA, 2827 nt
Organism: Planococcus citri (citrus mealybug)
Lineage: Eukaryota; Metazoa; Arthropoda; Insecta; Hemiptera; Pseudococcidae
Product: coiled-coil domain-containing protein 170
Exons: 15
Coding region: 220-2535 (771 amino acids)
Source: RefSeq, a predicted model, not a curated record
UUUUGCAAUCAAGUUCAACACGAGUAGGUAUAGAAAAUUAGGCCAAAAGCGUGUAUCGCCAAGUUGCAUGUUUACUGCGCUCCGAGCUGCGGUAAUCGAUGAGAAAAGUAUACACAAAUUCCCGCCACACAUCGAAUAACUUAGCAACCUAUCUGAAUCAACAACAAUGAAAAUAUUUUACGCGCUAAAAACGUCCACCGUCUGUCAUACGGAUGCGAAAUGAUUUCCACUCAUACCGAUACGGAAAACGAUUGGAGAAUUUUUAAAAUACUUUGUACCGAUACGUCCUCCUCGACAAAGAUGUCGAACGAAGAUUUAAGAAUACACGACGUCACCACGAGCCUUCGAAGUGAAUUAGCAGCAUUACAGUAUAAAAGAGAUCGUUUACUAAAUGAGCUUUCAGACGUGCAAACCCAACUGAAAUCGCGCGAACAACGCGUCCUCGAACUUCAAACAGAAACAGAGCAGCUGAAAGAGCAAGCAGCUCGACAAAAUUCCAUCAUCACCAGUUUACGUAAUCGAGUUCAAGAAUUGGAAGAACGAGAGCGUACCUUAAACAAUGCCCUAACGCGUACGGAAAUGUCGGUGGAAACGCUAACUCGAGAGAAUCGUUACCAAAAUGAAAAAAUCAAAGAAAUGGAGAUGAAAAUUAAUCACCUCGAUAUGGAGCGUAGCUCCGAAGAACAGAAUAAAAAGUACACGCAGAGGAACAUGAUUGAUGUUGUUAAGCGUUUAGCUACCGCUUUGGGCGCUGAACCAACAGAAUUUACUGCCGUUGAAACCGUCUCUCAUAAGGCUUCCGAUCUAAUUCAAGACGUCUCCAUGUUAAGAACGAAAACCUUCAGUUUGACCGAUAAUCUGACCACCGUCGAAAUGGAACUUCGUAAUUGCAGGGAACAAUUGGAAAAAACUAUCUCCGAACGGGAAAGCUUGAAAAGACAAACGACAACGUAUAUCAUAGAAAUCGAUAGAUUAAAACAGGAUAAAGAAGCAUUGGAAACCAAGCAAAGAGUACUCGAAAGAGAGCUAUCCGAGUUGAAAGAUAAACUACAGAUAAUGACCAGAACUCUGAACAAUGCCACUACCGAUAUUUCAUCUCAAGAAACAGCCAUCGACUCGUUGAAAAAUGACGUGAAGAAAAAAGAAGAAAAAAUCCAAGAAGUGCAAAACGAGCUGACGCAUUUACUAGAAACACUCGCCAUAAUUACCAGUACUCCGACGCAUUUCGUCGAACCUCAAAUUCACACAAUAAAAGACCGGGUUAAACAAAUCGUCCACGACAUUAAAGAAAAAACAAUAGAAUUGGAAGAUUUAAGAACAAAAUAUACAUGUUUAUCGCAACAAAGCACUUAUGACAGCGAAUUAAGGAUACAAGAAAAAGCACGUUUGAAAUCGCUAGAAGAAGAAAAAUCGUUGCUCGAGACACGAUUGCAUAAAACCGAAUCGGAGUUGACGUCUUGCGAAAUUAUUAAAGAAAAUUUAAAACGUGAUAAAGUCAUAUUUGUCACAUUUCUCGAUCGUUUAUCACGAAUUUUAAACAUGGACGAGAUAUCAAAAGAAGUCGGAAUCGAGCUUCAUACAGAAUCCAUACUUUUACGUACAGAACAAUUGGCAAAACUCGAAAGUGGAAAAACCAUCGACAAACUAUUAAACUAUUACCCGUAUAUACCGAGUACCAGAUUUCGAAGAGAAAAAACAACGAUUGACCCUCAUUGCUGCGACUCAGCGGUUGUUUAUCAACUUCAAAAGAGAAUCAGAACGUUAAGGGAACAAUUACAACGAAGAGAUCUGCAUUUAGAUUUAUUACGUAAAAAGAUUAAUUUACAAGAAGAAAAUACGCGAGUACGAUCGCUUCUGGAAGCCGAAAAAGAAGAAGCUAACCUUAGGGUGAAAAAACUACAAAAACAAAACGAUAAGUUACAACUGCAGCUGACCGAAGCCAGGGCUGUAGCACGUGAUUUGAGGAAUCAGUUGAACGAAGCCGAUGAAUUUAAGACCAGGUCGAUUGAACGAGGGCAAAAAAUAGAAGAAUUACAAAAACGUUUAACCGAAUCCGAAACACUCAGGAUAAGAUACCUCGAAAAACUGACUACCUUGAAAGAGCAGCUACGAAUUACCUCAGAAACCGGCGACCAAGACAGAACGAUGAACGAGCACACCAUAAAACUCCUAAAAGAAGAUUUAAUCAACGUAAAACAAAGUUUAUCGGAAUGCCAGCGAGCCGAGCACAUGCUUUCAGAUUUACGCAGAUCCGUUGUCAGUUUACUAGGACUCGACAGCACUUGUCCAGAUUACGAGAUAGUCUCCAAACUAUCUAAAUUAAUCAACGCUCAUCGAGAGUACACUUUAGUUACCAAAAGGUACGAUGAUCCUUUACCCAUGGCCGGAGCCAUCAGUCCUCGAUAUGGUACGUUAGAUCAUUCGGUUGGCAAUCGUUAUCUCACCUAUGAUUCCAAAUACUACGAUGCUCUUUUGGACGAUGUCGAUGCUAGUAUAAAUGCUGCAUCCAAUAAAAGACCCACUAAGAAUUUCUGAGACAAGAUCAACCGAAACGAUCUUCACGCGUAAUCAUUCGAAGGAUGUGAUCCUCGUCGAAAUGAAACAACAAUUUGCGAGCAGAAUAAAAGAGAUUGAUACGUAUUUUAACGUCGCGUCGUCCAAAUCAAAAUUACAUACCUACGUACGAGUCGUUGUUAAGCAGUGUUCACUUUUUAUUUCCUUUAAAUUUCGUCCGUUAAAUAUUUAUGGUACUUAAAUAUACCUAGUUGAAAUGUUAGAUUAUUAUGUAACUUUGUUAAUAUUAUAUUGUUACUUAUACUUCUUGGAA